Messenger RNA from Wasmannia auropunctata (little fire ant), 1858 nucleotides. It is a transcript of the gene Hpf1, whose product is annotated as UPF0609 protein C4orf27 homolog. Gene Ontology annotation, cellular component: nucleus. Gene Ontology annotation, molecular function: poly-ADP-D-ribose binding; histone binding. Lineage: Eukaryota; Metazoa; Arthropoda; Insecta; Hymenoptera; Formicidae. Gene Ontology annotation, biological process: regulation of protein ADP-ribosylation; DNA damage response. The record is from RefSeq and is a predicted model, not a curated record. Bases 334 to 1731 code for a protein of 465 amino acids. The transcript is spliced from 5 exons.
GUUGUGAUUCGUAAAAAAUUUUGCAACAAAUCGAACGAGUGCGUAUAAAUUUUGGAGGAAAUAGCGAAAAUGUAAAAAUAGGCUAAUUCAUCAUUUUUACUGGGGUGAGGGGGAUGCAAUCGUGAAAAGGGAGGACGAAAUCUGUCAGACGCAUUUUUUGUUUACAACGCAACAAGUGCAGAAAGUACACCGUAGUGUAGCUACGAAGAACAGAUAUUUAAAGACUAACAGUAAGACAGAUAACCUAACCUCUCAAUGGUGCGUCUGCGACGCACAGUGAAAAUUCUAGUUUAUCGAUAAUGAAGACUCGAACAGUGUGAUAUAUCUUACACGAUGUCGUCUGAUAAUGAUAAGGACGCUCAAUUACAGGCGUACAAGGAUGACCCGCGAAUUCCUUGCCAGUACGGCGUCAAAUGCUAUCAGAAAAAUCCGCAGCAUCACAGCAAGUAUAAACACCCGCCAAAAAGGGAAAAGGUAGAGAAAAAAACCGAGAAGUUAAUUAUUGGAGAAAAGAGAAAACAUCCUGUUAAUGAUGACGGAAAAGCGCGAUCGGAGAGUCCACAAAAAAAAUUGCAGAAGACACGCGAGUCUUCCGAAAGAAAUUUACAUAAUCUUUCCCCGAGUCCGGAGAGAACUGAUGCCGUUAUAGAUAAUACUGGGGAUGAUAAAGAAAAAUUUAAUGAGAAACCAGAAACGUCGAGUAAGGAAAUAUCAUAUCAAAUAUCAUCGAAUGGAUGUGACUCACUUAAUUCGACCGAGCACAAGCACAAUGCGGCUGAGGAAACAUCGAUGUCUACGGAUGCCGAGAGAAUUAUUGUGGAUCUGUUUCUGGUCGAGAUGCCGAAAGAUUUUUUUCAAUUCUACCAGUUUUGCAAAAGCAUAUCAAAGGAUAAUCCUCUUUCGGCUUGCAAGGCUGUUCGCUUGAAACUUGUGGGUCCUUAUGAUGCGCUGGACGGUAAAAUAAAAGUUCCCUCAAGUGAGGACGAUAAGGAGAAAUAUUUGACACACUGGAGAUAUUAUUAUGACCCUCCAGAAUUUCAGACUGUUGUGAAAUGCGAUGAUAAGGAGGGAUUACAUUUCGGUUACUGGCGAGAUGAUGCUGUGGAAAAACCAGUAUUUGUAGCUAAAAAUCGCGCAAAUGUGAAUGGCGUAUUUGAACCUGCCGCAGAAAAUAUAUUCGGUGCUGUCGACGCUUAUUUGCAAAACAAAGCGAAAUCGGCCAAUCCUUUCGAGAAGACCAGCAUAAUGCGUUUGCAUUCGCAAUUGAAAAACUUCGCCAAACAGCACGAUAUAACGCUGGAGAAAAAUACCGCAGACAUGCGAGCGCGAGAGAGACGGGUUGUGGCGCGAACCUUUCACAAAGCAGGCAUUGUAGUUCCUUAUGAUAAGAAAACUCAAUUGGGCUACAGAGAUUUGGCAGCAACAGACAAUGACUUGCAAAAGAUACUGAAGCAGAUAGAGGAGGCUGGUAGUCCGGAAGAGAGAAAAGUGCCGAUCGCGAAGCUCGACGAGAUCGUAAGGUUGGCGACGAUAGCCGCGGACGAGUGCGACUUCGGUACCUGCUUAGAACUGGGACACGACCUCUUCACGAACGGCGGCAUUCACGUACAAACUAGAGCUCUGCAAAUGUUAUCUAUUGCUUACACUCAUUUAAAAAGGCCACAGCUGUUGAAAAUACUUGAAGCACAUUUGAAAAACAGAAAAAAGGAUUGUGAAUUAAGUGUAAUUUGAAAAACAUUUAAAGACAAUUAUAUGUAUUUUUAAAUUAAACUUUUAUCACAUAUUUGUAUGAUCUUUUUGAAAACAUCUAUCUAAUGUUUUGCUGCAAAUAAACGAUAAUACUUGUGUAUACUUAAAC